Mustela lutreola (European mink) is the source of this 1342-nucleotide messenger RNA. Its product is annotated as phosphoserine aminotransferase-like. Gene Ontology annotation, cellular component: cytoplasm. Gene Ontology annotation, molecular function: pyridoxal phosphate binding; O-phospho-L-serine:2-oxoglutarate transaminase activity. The record is from RefSeq and is a predicted model, not a curated record. Gene Ontology annotation, biological process: L-serine biosynthetic process. NCBI's taxonomy places the organism in Eukaryota, Metazoa, Chordata, Mammalia, Carnivora, Mustelidae.
AUAGUCUUGAAAAAUAUGGAUCUCAAUAACACUGUUUUAAAAAUACAAAUACCAGCUGCGCACGCUUCUCUCCGUUGUCCUUGUCGCCUACGCUGCCGCCCCAUGAGCGCCCCGACGCAGGUGGUCAACUUCGGGCCCGGGCCUGCCAAGCUACCGCGCUCGGUAUUGUUAGAGAGCCAAAAAGAACUAUUAGACUACAAAGGAACUAGGAUUAGUGUUCUUGAAAUGAGCCACAGGUCGUCGGAUUUUGCCAAGAUUAUUAACAACACAGAGAAUCUUGUGCGGGAAUUGUUAGCCAUUCCAGAUAACUACAAGGUGAUUUUUGUGCAAGGAGGUGGGUCUGGCCAGUUCAGUGCUGUCCCCUUAAACCUGAUUGGCCGGAAAGCAGGAAGGUGUGCUGACUACGUGGUAACGGGCUCUUGGUCAGCUAAGGCCGCAGAAGAAGCCAAGAAGUUCGGGACUGUGAAUAUCGUCCACCCCAAACUUGGGAGUUACACGAAAAUCCCAGAUCCAAGCACCUGGAACCUCAGCCCGGACGCUUCCUAUGUGUAUUACUGCGCUAACGAGACCGUGCACGGAGUGGAGUUUGACUUUAUCCCUGAUGUCAAGGGGGCAGUGCUGGUUUGCGACAUGUCCUCAAACUUCCUCUCCAAGCGUGAUGUUUCCAAGUUCGGCGUGAUUUUUGCCGGUGCACAGGAGAACGUGGGCUCUGCUGGGGUCACCGUAGUGAUCAUCCGCGAGGAACUGCUGGGGUUCGCGCUCCGAGAGUGCCCCUCGAUCCUGGAAUACAAAGUACAGGCUGCAAACAGCUCCUUGUACAACACGCCCCCGUGCUUCAGCAUCUACGUCAUGGGCUUGGUCCUGGAGUGGAUUAAGAACAAUGGCGGGGCCGCAGCCAUGGAGAAGCUCAGCGCCAUCAAAUCGCAGAUGAUUUAUGAUAUUAUUGAUAAUUCUCAAGGAUUCUAUGUAUGUCCAGUGGAGCCCAAGUAUAGAAGCAAGAUGAAUAUUCCAUUCCGCAUUGGCAAUGCCAAAGGAGACGAUGCUUUAGAAAAAAGAUUUCUCGAUAAAGCUCUUGAACUCAAUAUGAUCUCCUUGAAAGGACAUAGGUCUGUGGGAGGCAUCCGGGCCUCUCUGUAUAAUGCUGUCACGAUUGAGGAUGUUCAAAAGCUGGCGGCCUUCAUGAAGAACUUUCUGGAGAUGCAUCAGCUAUGAACACAUCUUGACCAGUAUAUACUCUGCCCUUGAACAGUGUAUAAAAUCUAAAGUAACUUGGGAAUGAGGACAGAAACCUAGCAAACAUGGUAUUUUUCUCGAGUGAACGUGCUUAUUACAGAUCUCAGGU